UUGAUGGUUUAUAUAUAUGUCUUCUUCUGUUUUGUUGAUACACCUCAUUUUUAGUUUAAUUAUUACAGUUUUAAACCCUUCAGUGAAAACAGAAAAUACAUGCUGUACUUUUUGCGUAUAAUAAUUUAGCAACAGCGCUCAAGAAAGCGAAAGAUGGUAGGUUACUUUUUCUUUUAUGUGAUCCGGUGCAGUAACUACCAACAACUUUGUGGUUGGAAAGUUUAUAUUUCUGAGUCAUUUCAUUUAACUCCUUUAAUGUCUUGUAUAUUUCCCCUUAUUUAAUAAUGAAAAAGUUGUUUAUGCAUAAAUCUAGAGGAUUAUCAUAUAAUUAAUUGUUACUAGGUUAUAAGAGGUGCAUUUAGUUCAGAAAUUGCACGUUCAUUUUGUAUCUUUAUUGGUUGAACUUUAAAAUCUAGUUUUUUGUUUUUUAAAUUAGAUCAUCUGCAGUCAUAAUAUAUUUAACCAUGUCUAAUUAGAGAAUAAGUUCUUUUAAGGCAGUUUGAUUAAUUUAAAAAUGAGAAGGACCGAAAAUGAGGUAUGGUAAAGUUUUUACGGCCAAUAAAUUUAAAUAUCCAACACUACUCAAUCAAAAAUAUAUCAAAUAAAAAAUAGCAUUUAAUUAAUAUUAUACAUUCGAUACGGGUUUUCAGAAAAAAGAGAAAUCCUUGGUUCUCAUGCAGCUAUAGUACAGUAAAACUUUUGUAAAUCACUAUUCUCGAACAUUGUACAACUGUUCAUUGUAUACAUACCAAAAUUAACGCAAAGUAAAAGUCUCGGGAACGCAUAUUCCUAUUAUUUUUAGUGGGAAGCACUUCCAGUGUGACACUGUAGUCAAAUAUUUUCGCUUUGGCACCUGCUUUAAUACUAAAUAUGAAGUUUCUAUUGGGUGGUUUGAGAGUAGCUUCUGGCACGCUGUAGCACUACUGAGCAGCGGUAACCCCGCCCCUUUAUGCUAAUAAAACACACAAUCCUGGUCGAGGGAACAGUCGCUCUGUGAUUGGUCAGGUAAAACCCAUUUAUUCCCUGACAGCCCUCAUCACAUGAAUGGUUGUCUAUUAACUUGUUCAAAAAGUAUCAGGAGUUGUCAAGGCUCUGCCGAAGAGGGAAAAAAGUAGUUUGUUGAUUCUUAAAAGACCAAGAGAGAAGUUUCUGGACACAUCAGGAUUCAAAACAGGAUUCGCUUUGGGUGAACGCAGCAAAGUCGUUUACUAUUUGAGUGAAGUUACAGAAAUCCCGCAAGGUAUCAAUUACCUUUGGUUUGGACUUCUUCUUUGGUGUAGCAGGUUAAAACAAGAUCAGUUUCAAUGUACAACAUGAUGGAAACCGAACUCAAACCGCCCGCACCCCAGCCAAAUUCUGGGGGAACGGGGAACUCUAAUUCAUCUGGAAACAACCAGAAAAACAGUCCGGACAGAGUAAAGAGACCAAUGAACGCCUUCAUGGUUUGGUCUAGGGGGCAACGGAGAAAAAUGGCGCAGGAAAACCCUAAAAUGCACAAUUCGGAAAUUAGUAAGCGACUCGGGGCCGAGUGGAAACUUCUGUCGGAGAGCGAAAAGCGACCUUUUAUCGACGAAGCAAAGCGCCUCCGAGCGCUACAUAUGAAGGAACACCCGGAUUACAAAUACAGACCUAGGCGGAAAACCAAGACGCUAAUGAAGAAGGACAAAUACACCCUGCAAGGUGGGCUUCUCGCGCCGGGCGGUAAUGCGAUGAGCGCCGGGGUGGGUGUUGGGGCUGGCUUAGGCGCAGGGGUCAAUCAGAGGAUGGACAGCUAUGCGCAUAUGAAUGGCUGGACCAACGGCGGCUAUGGUAUGAUGCAGGAGCAGCUUGGCUACCCGCAACAUCCUGGCUUAAACGCGCACAAUACGGCACAGAUGCAGCCCAUGCACCGGUACGAUAUGAGCGCUCUUCAGUAUAACUCUAUGACCAGCUCACAGAGCUAUAUGAACGGAUCGCCCACGUAUAGCAUGUCCUACUCCCAGCAGAGCGCUCCCGGGAUGACUCUGGGCUCUAUGGGUUCGGUAGUCAAGUCAGAGUCCAGUUCCAGUCCACCCGUAGUCACUUCACCGGCUCACUCAAGGGCUGCUCCAUGUCAGACCGGAGACCUUCGGGACAUGAUCAGUAUGUACCUUCCAGGUGCUGAAGUACCAGAACAAACGACCCAAACCAGACUUCAUAUGUCUCAACAUUAUCAGAGCGCACCUGUACCUGGCACAACAAUUAAUGGCACACUGCCGUUAUCACAUAUGUAAAUGCGCCUUUUUAUUCAAACUGGACUUCUGUGAACUAUUUUUGUACAGCUCGUUUGGGGGAGAAAUUGUAUAGGACUCAAGGAACGAACUUUUUUCUUUUUCUGUUCUUUUUUUUAAGGAAAAGUUAUAGAGGAACGGUAGGAACUUUGCAAGACGUUUUUUCUUUUUUCCCCAAAAGUGAACUGGAUUUUAAAGAGUGAGAAUCUCAUUCAAUCAAGUGUUUUAUUAUUGCAAUCAAGUUUUGUACAGUAUUUAUCAAAUAAACGCAAUCAAAAUGUAAUGUUUGUACACUCUAGGCAGUUAGUCUUUUUAACAAUUCUGCAAAAAAGCGAAAUAGAUAUGAGCUGGAUUUGGUUAUAAUAUUGCAAAACGUUAAAAGAAAAGAGCUGAUAUAAAUCAGGUAAAAUGUUUCUUGAAAAUAAUUAGAGUGCUAAAUCGUUUCAAUUUUGUUCACAGUAAAAAUACGAAAAGACCUUUUUUUCGUGAAGGUUAAACAUAAUUGUUAAUUUAUAAUUUUGUGUCCCACUUUUCAUCUGUUAAAGAUAUGAAGUUUGUGUUAUUUUCUCAUGGUUUGUAAUAUUUCUGUAUAUUUACUGUGAUAUUUUAAGUUUUUUUUUCCAUUUUCAUAGUUGUAUUUUAAAAUUUGGCCUGUAUUUAGAGCAGUUGCCGUCACUUGUACAUAUUUGAACUAAUAAUAUCAUAAUAACAGUUACAUUUUCAGCUUACGUUUUUUUUCAAUAUGCAGUUUGAAAAUAAUAAAUUUUUGAAUUUUUGAUAUUGAAAUUUGUUCGAGUUUUGAUUUUGUUUAUCAUUGUAGGUUUUCUGCGACUGUCAUUCACCCUCCAUGUGUUUUAAAUUACAAAUGAAAGGAGUCUUAUUAUGUUGAAACCGCAUAUAGGAAACUCCAUUAUGCAUGUGUGUAUGUUUCUGUCUUUUUAAAUGUCUUGUCGUCUCCUUUAGAAUUUUUAUUACUUUUUUGUAUUAUAUAUUGCGUAGUGUAUCAGCUGUGUCUAAUUUUAUUCUUAAUCUGAAGUACAUUCUGCAGAAACCUUCCUUAUUUAAUAACUGCAUGUAAAAGUAAAA
Molecule: messenger RNA, 3335 nt
Organism: Paramormyrops kingsleyae
Lineage: Eukaryota; Metazoa; Chordata; Actinopteri; Osteoglossiformes; Mormyridae
Gene: sox2
Product: SRY-box transcription factor 2
Biological process (GO): positive regulation of transcription by RNA polymerase II; neuron differentiation; brain development
Cellular component (GO): nucleus
Molecular function (GO): RNA polymerase II cis-regulatory region sequence-specific DNA binding; DNA-binding transcription activator activity, RNA polymerase II-specific
Source: RefSeq, a predicted model, not a curated record